Molecule: messenger RNA, 2817 nt
Organism: Rhagoletis zephyria (snowberry fruit fly)
Lineage: Eukaryota; Metazoa; Arthropoda; Insecta; Diptera; Tephritidae
Product: transcription factor SPT20 homolog
Source: RefSeq, a predicted model, not a curated record
AGAAAUUUGUAAUCUGCCUCAUACUCGCCUCACUCAUCAGUCGAACCCAACUGGCGAUGUGUACAGAAGAUGAGAACUCAACAGAAACGAAUGAAAUUAUUCCGCGAGAAGCAAUCGAAAAAUUAGAUUUUUCUGUAAGACAAGCCCUGUUACGUGCCAUAGAUAAGUUGGAGAGAGAAGCAGCAGCUGAAGAUUACGACGACGAAGAUGAAGAUGAAGAAGAUCAAACUGUUACCAGCAGUCCGACCGCAGAGCCACUAUCCCAAAUGCCGGCAAAUACGCUAAUUGCACCAAGCAUCAGCAACGCCGUCACGCCAUUCAAUAGCAGCACACCCACAAACAGCAAUUCCACAAACGCCACCAAAGACGAAAUACUUGAGGAGAGCACAAAUGGCGCCGAUGUGCAUCCAAGUGUACAGUUCUACACCGCCAUUUUCGAUGAGAAACACGCGCACGAACAGCCAUUAUCGACUUUCAUCGACCGCUCACGCAUCUGGAAGAAGACUAUCAAAAAGAUCCAUACGGGCACACCGGCGAUUUCCGGUGAUGACACUGUGGCACAUGCCUCUAGCACUUUUGAAAGUAGCCGACAGACCGCACGCAGUGUGGGUAAUAUACUAAAUUCAAACUCAGCGGUGCGCUUAAAUGAAAUAUCUGGCGAAAAUUCGGAUGAGGUCAAAUUUGAAAUACGUAAGACACAUAACAACGCAGCGACGACAACACCAACUACCACAACAACUACGACGACGACAACUACCACAACUACACCGCGUCCACGUACAACGCGACGUCGUCCACCUACUACGACCACUACAACAACUACAACUACACCACGUCCCACUCACAAUGAGGAUGGCGAAAAUAUCGAAGUGGUGGACAAGGGUGACAUACGCAUACAAGAGGCACCAUUGGUGACAGCAUUUACCGUGGAUUUAGAUGAACGUGGCGCGGCUAAGAAUGUCAUACCCAUCUUAGAACAACCGAAGGUACAGCGUCCCUUGGCUUCAGCCAACGGUCAACAGCAGUUCGCUACAGGUCCCACUAUCUCAAAGCUGAAUGUUUUACCAACGAAUCCACUAUCAGGCUUGCCUCAAAGUGAAGCCGUAUACAGCAAUGUUGCACUAGCGGCUCCAACGCAAGCGACAAAUAUUUUGGCUACACCUACAACGCCGUUUACGAAUACUGCGCAAGCGGAUAACUUUGUGACGAAGCCUUCUGCACAAACGGCUGCUGCUGUCAAUGAAAAUACCCGCCAAGAAGGAGUAAGCACUUACCUAAUCGAGCGCCAACGUCAACUCGAACAACAAAUCUAUCAGCUCAAACUACAAGCACAACAACAACAAGAUUUAAUUUUGAGACAACUAAAAUUACUUGAGGAACAAGCGAGAUUUAAUAACUUGCCACACCCCACUGUCCAAACACCGCCGGUGUCGACUGCACAAACUUUCGUGCAAACUUUACAGCAGCAGUCCCAUCAGCAUCAGCAACCGCAGACACACCCUCAGCCACAUGCACAACACAACCAACAAUUACAAAGUGCUGCGCAGCAACAACAACAAAGCCCAAUUGUCAGUUUCACCAUACGUCCCUCUGUGGAAUUCAUACCAAACCCUGUCACCCAAAGUACAACAACAUUUUUCAACACUUUCCCUGUGGAGCAACAAUUGCCAUUACAUGAGAGUGGCAAUAAAUUUUCGCUUAGCGGCAGUAGCAGCAAUUAUACACCAAAUAUAUUGGCAGUGACGCAACAACAAUUGCCAGUGAAUGAUCCCAUACAAAAGGUUUUCCAAAAUUUGCAAAAUCUUCAGAGCCAAAAAGUGAAUCCAACUCAACCGCAGGCGACAAACGCUGAAGCUUCAGUGCAGAUACAGGCAUCGAAUCAAUUUAAAAUCACACCUACUUUUCCAACCGUGCAGACACCGUUCGAAUUGUCACUCUUUCAGUCAUUGCCGCAGCAUAAUCACCAGCAAUUCCAUCAGCAGCAGCAGCAGCAGCAGCAUCCACCGGCGCAACAGCAAUCGCCUUUAGUGCCCACUUUUUUGAGUCAAGCGCUACUGGAACAGCAGAAACAGCAACAACAACAUAGCCAGCGGCAGCAACAAACAUUGCAACAACAGCAACAGCAUCGUUCGCGUUUAUUUCGCCAAGAGGCGGGCACGUCUAAUUUCGGCCAACAGCAGUCAAUAACUCAAUUUUCUUCGGUCCAAUCUGUCAUACCAACAGCCAUACUAAAUCAGCAGCAACAACAACAGCAACAACAAACAUUGGAUAAUAUAAAUUUCUAUCGGCAGCAUUUAGAUCCACAAAUUAGCAAUCAAUUGCAACAAAAUGCACAAUUAUAUCAGCAACAGCAGCAGCAAUUACAACCACCGCCAGCACUAAAUCGUGGCAUUAACAACUUUGCACCUCCAACUUCACAAAACCUGCCCUUCGCUGGACGAUUCUAAGCAUUUGGUAUGAGUCGCAACCGCAACGCCACAAGGAUGAGUACAACCUGUAGCAUUCACUUCCACAGCCGCCGUUAGCUCAAUACACGCAAAAGUAAUUAAUGCUGAAGUUAUUUGCACUUAAAUACCAUUACUGGCAGAACGCAUCAGCAAUUUGCUUACAAAGAAAAUAAUGCCCCAACACCAAGAGCAGCAACAUUUCCGCCCACAACUAACUUCUUCUUACUACUUAUUAACAAUAACAAAUGCACGGCAAAUCCUUUUUGUGAAUGACUUAACUAAGUAUAUGAAAACGUAGUUGUUAUAAAUAUUUUUUGAGAUGGCAGGGACCGUAACAGUUACAAAUGUUAUUAAAAACUGUCGCUCUUUA